AUGUUGCGUACCUACCGUCCUCCGCUGCGCAGGGCUGGCGCCACAAUCACGCUGCGCGGGCUCACGCUCGUGCGUUUCCUGCCGGCGCCGCCGGCGCCCGGCGCGGCCGCCCCGCCGCCCCAACCCUCGCCCCUCGCGGGCAUCGAUGCAGCUGGCCCCGGGGCCUCGGUCCGCCUAGAAGACUGCGUCCUGAUCGCGGCCGCGCCGCCCAGCGGCGGCGGGCCCGCGGCGAGCAGCUUCUGGGCGUCUGCGGCCACGGCCGGGGCGCUCGGCGCUGGCGCGCCCGCGCAGCCGGCGCGCGCGCGGGCCGUGCCGGUCGACUACGCAGCCGGUGCCACGGGCGGCGUGUCCGGCGCGGUGCGGCGCUCGGUGCUACUGCUCGACCCGGGCGGGUGCUUUGCUGCGGCGGGGCCCGGGACGGCCGCCGUCUACGACACUGGCAGCUUCGCGGAGGCGCUGUCCGACCCCCUCGCGCUUCGCGCCCUUGUCGCCCAAAACACGACGCUCGGCACUGGCCUCGCGGCGCCCGACCCCGGCGGCGGCGCGGCCGCGGCGGCGGCGGCGCCGCCGCCGCUCCAGCUGCUGCCGCUCGCGCAGGCGCCGCCGCUGGCGCGACGGCUGGUCAUAUCCGGCUGCCCCGGCGCAGCACUGGACCUGGGGGGAGUCGUCGGAUCGAUCGUGGUGGGCGCCGGCGGCGAGCUGGUGUUCGGCCAGCCGCUGACGCUGCUGGGUCCGCUCGCGGCGGCGGCGCCGCUGGGGGACGGCGGGGACGGCGGCCCCGCGACGCUCGCACCUGCGGCCGUGCGUGUUCUCGAGGGCGGCUCGCUCGCAUUGUUGGGGGUGCAGCUUUCGGCGCCGGGCGCGCAGGCGCUGGCGCAGCAGCUGGGCGGCGCGGGCGCGGCGGGUGCCAAGGGCGGCGGCGGCGGCGGGGUUGUGGUUGUGGCAAACUGGAGCGCGCAGGCGCCCACCGGCGGCCGUGUCAGUGCGUCAAACUUGAAGGUGCUGCAGGCGCCGCCAGCGCCUGGCUGCCCGGCCGCCCAGGCCCCGGGCCCGACGGGCGGCAGCGGCGUUGGGGGCGGCGGCGGCGGGACGGCCGCCGUCGCGGCGGCAGACGCGGGGCAGCUGCGGCGCGCGCUGCAGGACCCGGCGGUGCGGCUGGUGCUGCUGACAGGGCCCGUCCGGCUGGCGCCGCCGGCGGCGGCGGGCGGGCCGUGGGGCGGCGGCGGCAUGCCGGAGGAGCGCCCGGGCCCGAUAGUGCUCGAGCGCUCGGUCGAGAUCAGAUCGUGCGUCGACGCGGACGGCAGUGGCGGCGGUCAACCCAUGGAGUUUGACUUCGCGGACGGCGUCGGGGUCAUCGUGGUGGCGGGCGGCGCGGUGCUGCGGCUGUCAGGGAACCUGCUGCUUCGGCCGUGCGCGGGCGGCGCCGCCGCUUGCGCGGCGGUGUGGCCGGCGGUUCCCGGGGUUGCGCUCGGCCCCGGCUCGCAGUUGCAGUUGGAGGGCGUGAAAAUUGAGGGGGGCACCCUCACACCUUGGGUCGACCCCGGCAUCACCAGCGCCGGCGGGGCCAUCUUGGCCAUGCAGCAGCGCCGCGCGCCCGCCGCCGGCGCGCCCCCCACGUCGGCAGACGCGUCUUGGGACGCGCCGCGCGGCGGCGUCCAGCGGUUGCGGCUGCGGCGGCUGGCGGCGAGCGCGGCGGAGGUCUGGGGCAGCCUCGCAGGCGCAGCCGGCUCGGGGCGGCGGCGGCUGCGCGCAACUUCGGUGCCCAGGGACGGCAACAGCAGCAGCAGCAGCAGCAGCAGCAGCAGCAGCAGCAGCAGCAGCAGCAGCAGCAGCAGCAGCAGCAGCAGCAGGAGCAGCAGCAACAGCAGUAACCGCAGCAGCGGAGGCGGUCGGGCAGCCCCUUAUUACAUUUUCAUGGAUGUGACCUUGUCGUUCGACCCUGCCCUAGCGCCCGCUGCGGCGGCUCCCCCAGGCGGGGCCGGGAGCAAGCUACUGGCCGCCGCCAUCGUCGGCUGGGUCGUGGGCGGCGCGGCGCUGCUGCUGCUGCUCGCGGCGUCCGCCUUCCUCGCCGCGCGCGCCCUGCAGCGGCGCGGGGACGCCGGGGCCAAGGUGGCUGGCAAGGGCGCCGCCUCUGGGUUCCUGCCGCCGUGGCGGCGCGGCGGCAGCCUCAAGCCCUCAAGCGGCGGCGGCGACAUUGAGGACGGCGCCAAAGCCGGCGGCGGCGCCGCCGCAGCUCACGCGCACGCGCACACGCACCCCCCUGACGGCGUCCCCUGCCGCACCGGCGCCCUGUGCAGCGUCUGUGCCGCGCGGGAGGCGAGCCUGUUCGUGGCGCGCGUGCGGCCCGACCCCUGGGCCGUCGGCGCCACCGGCAGCACGGGCGGCCCCAUCGUCCUCACUGGCCUCAUGCCCGGCUCCCCCUCUGCGGUCGCGGCGCCGCGCAGCCCCUUGCGCGGCGCCUACGACGCACCUUUCCGCGGCGGCGGCGCCGCCGCCGCCUUUGCCGCAGCUGCGGCGAGCGCGAGCGGCGGCGGCGGCGGGGGUUCACAGGACGCGGGGCGUCAGCGGCACCAGCGGCAGCAGUUUGAAAGCGCGGCGCGCGCGGUGCAGGCGCUCCACGAGGCGGGGACGUCGCGGGACAUCCAAGGGGACCUGGUGCUCGAGUCAGUGCUGGGGGAGGGGACGUUUGGGAUGGUGUACCGUGCGUGGUGGAAGGGCACGCUGGUGGCUGUGAAGCGCAUGCUGUUCCCGGCCGGCAUGAGCGGCGCCGCCAAGCGGGAGAAGAUGGCCAUCAUGGAGACAGCCAUCAGCGCGCGACUCAGGCACCCCAAUAUCGUGCAGCUCUACGCGUUCUACCUGAGGCCCCUGGCUGCAGCGCCCGACGGCGAGGGCGGGGACAAGAUGGACGCGCACCCCGACGACGAUAGCUUCGCGUGA
Monoraphidium neglectum is the source of this 2937-nucleotide messenger RNA. RefSeq lists its product as hypothetical. Gene Ontology annotation, biological process: protein phosphorylation. The record is from RefSeq and is a predicted model, not a curated record. The coding region runs from base 1 to 2937 and encodes 978 amino acids. The transcript has 5 exons. Gene Ontology annotation, molecular function: ATP binding; protein kinase activity. NCBI's taxonomy places the organism in Eukaryota, Viridiplantae, Chlorophyta, Chlorophyceae, Sphaeropleales, Selenastraceae.